CUGACGUCUGUUUACCACUACCAGCCCACGUCUCCUGCGCAUGCGCUGAAGAGGUGUCUGGGAAAUGGAGUUAGUCGUAUGAUGUUACACCGAAUGUGUGCUGUAAACAGGGAUGGCGGAAAUCCAGAGAAAGCUCUCGGAUCAUCCAUAGCAGCAGAAAGUGAAGAAGUUUCAUGAUGUCUCAAAGUCUGGAUCUGAAAUCAUAUUGCAUUGGUACCUGUCAAUGGGUGGGAUAUAUUAAGCAGCAAGUGAACAGUCAGCUCUCAAAGUUGAUGUGUUGGAAGCAGAAAAAAUGGGCAGGCGUAAGGAUCUGAGCGACGUGAGGCAUGGGAGCAUCAGAACUGGACCAUGGAGCAAUGGAAGCAGGUGGCCUAGUCUGAUGACUAGUCUGGUCACGUUUUCUUUUACAUCAUGUGGACGGCCGAGUGUGUGUAUCGCUUACCUGGGGAAGAGAUGGUACCAGGAUGCACUAUGCAAGCUGGUGGAGGAAGUGUGAUGCUGUGGGCAAUGUUCUGCUGGGAAACCUUGGGCCCUGGCAUUCAUGUGGAUGUUACUUUGACACAUAUCACCUACCUAACAUUUUUUACCAAGUACACCCUUUCAUGGCAAUGGUAUUCACUAAUGGCAGUGACCUCUUUCAGAAGGAUAAUGUGCCCUGCCACACUGAAAAAAUUGUUCAGGAACGGUUUGAGGAACUUGACAAAGUGUUCAAGUUUUGACUUGGCCUCCAAACAAAUUCCCCAGAUCUCAAUCUGAUCGAGCAUCUGUGUGAUGUGCUGGACAAACAAGUCCGAUCCACGGAGGCCCCAUCUCGCAACUUACAGGACUUAAAGGAUCUGCUGCUAAUGUCUUAGUGCCAGAUACCACAGCACACCUUCAGAGGUCUUGUGGAGUCCAUGCCUCUACGGAUCCGUGUUGUUUUGGUGGCAAAAGUGGUACCUACACACUAUUAGGCAGUGGUUUUAAUGUUAUGGCUGAUCAAUGUAUAUGAUUUAAGGCUUAUGGAUUUACUUGGACCUGACAGGUGCUAUCUUAUUAAGAGGAAAAUAAUCACCAUGUCAUGUUUUAUUUAUUUAUUUAUUUUUGCAUUUCUACACACUUAGUGCUCUGUGAUUCUUGGUUCAUCUAAUAAUUAAGGUUUCUACUUUGAACCCUUUCUGAUAGGAAAACAUUUUUGCAUAGAACCAUUGGUUCCCCCAGAGGGACAACCUAAUUUUAAGAAUGUAUAAAUAAUAAAUGUUAAGAAUAAUACAUUAUUGCAAACUCUUCUUAUAUGUUUAGUAUUUUCCCGUUCGAAACAGGAGUUAGAGAGAACUGGUGUUAGUUAGAGAUAUGUUUACACGGAGGGACAGGACGUGACACAAAAUUUAUGCGCAAUUGAUGUGUUUUGCUAUUGCACUAUAAUUCACGUGUCUAUAAGAAAUUUCAGAUAGAUAUCUGGCUAAUGUUAGUACAAUCAUGCAAAUUAUGUUCACCCGUUAUUUUAGUGAUCUAGUCAUAUGUAAAUGAUAUGAUAAGACAUUUUAUGUCAGGAUUUUCUCUUGAUGCUGCUUCCGUUAUAAGCGUGAUGUUUUCCGGGGCGUGUGCUCUGUGGUGACGUCAGUCUCUUCUGAUCCAAUCCGAAACUGCGGUGCAACUUUAAAAUCUGCUUCGAGUCAAACGUCUUCCGCAUAGCAAUGUAGUUACUUAAGUAGAUUAGUAAGUUAACGUUAAAACACUGCUCUCUCAAAUAACUAGUAACUUUAGGUGAUUAUGGAGGGCCUUCACCAGGAGCAGGCCUGCAGCACAGGCAGUGGGCUCAGGAUGUCCGUUCUCCAGAGGAACUCCUCUUCCCUAUUACCAGACCUGUGCCGCAAUUCCUCAGUUUAUAUCGCUGAUGAGACAUUUCCCUACGUGUCAGGAAUCUUUGAUGAGACUAUUGAUCCUUUCAUGUCAAAUGGACCUGAUUUGCCUAAUCAGGUACAGUUAAAAACAUUGACUAAAACUCAGGAUGAAGUCAUUUCAGGUGCUGGAAGUCAAACAAAGGCUACAUACAACAGCAUACCAGUAGAGAAUGGUAAUUUAAUGGAUUUCAGCAUGUCCAUUACAUCUGCACAGGAUGACCCUGAAGACAUUUCUAAUGUAACUGAAUCCAAUCCAAAGGGAGCUAUGCCUGAUGUCAGCUGUAAUUCCCUGGAGUCCACCAGUUGUACAGAAAAAUGUGACUUUGGGAUUGAGUCAACGAACAGUGCUUUUGAUAUGGCUAAAGACCUUAAAGAGAAGUUUUCUGGAUUGAAUUUGACUAAACUUGCUCCCAAUGAAACGACGGGGUCAAGCAAUGCUACUUUUGAAAAGUCAGAAGAACUUCGAGAAAAGUCUGCUGGACUUAGUUGUACUAUUUCUAAUGAUGAUGAUGAUGCAAGUGUGGAAGACAAGCAUUUAAAUGAAAAACUGUUAAACUCAACUGGUGAUGUUUGUGGCCCCUUAAACUCUAGCACAGGACAGCCAGAUCAGAAGCUCAAUGGAACUGUAGAUAUUAUUCAGUCAAUUGGACCUAAACAAGAGCAGAGCAGUGAAGGGUGUUCAUGUAGUAAGGACUAUGUGAAACAAACCACUUUUACAAAGGCUACAGAGGAGACCAAUGCAACUGUUGACUUGACUGCUGGUGUUCCCACAGAAGUUGCUCAGCCACGUUCUGUAAAUGUGCAACCGGUUGACGGAUCAUUCACUAAACCCGAUACAACCACUGACCUCACACCUCCAGAGCUUGUUCCCAACUUGACAAGUACCACUAUGAAUAUGAAUAAAAGCUCUGAUGAAGAAUUACCAAUGCGGUCCAAUACUAACUGUGGUGAGAUGGUAAAAGACCCACUUGUACCUGGUCCGUCAGCUCCAGUCAACCCCGCUGCACCAGUGAGAGUUGAUGUGACCAUUUCCACUAACAGGACUCUAGAUCUUCCUGAGAUUGAAGGUAAAGAAGAGCAACAGUACCAAUUUAGAAGAAGAAAUGAAACUUCUGAUGGUGAAGGUUACCUGAACUUGGACAUCAGCCAAAGUAGUGUGUUUUCAUUGGAUGAGAUGCUUGACUUGAAACCCUGUCCCCUCGUUGCAUCCACACCGAUUGUUCUGGGAAAUGGUUUUGACAGACUGAGAUCUGCAUACCCCACAAAUAUUCAAAAACGACUCUCUGUGAUCAACAGUAACACACAACUGAAUGAUGACACUGCUGGUGUUUGUGAGCAUGAAGGAUCGGAUGCAUCAAAGACUAAUCAGUUGCCUGUCAAGUCUGAGACCUGUAGUCGGAUCCAGAACGUUCCAGCAAACGGCACCUCAGAUUCCACUACCUCUGAAGCAGCGAGUGUGAACAAACCUCCUUUGAAUCUUUCAGUCAGAAGAAAAAUUCCUCAGCCCUCUUUUAAAUCCAAUAUUCCCAAGACCCAGCUUCCGCUAAGGCCUCUCACCUUACAGGUAACGUCAGCAGUGGUUAAAUCAAAGAAUACAGCAUCUCAAACUUCAAAUCAGACAGAGUCAUCCUCAUCUGCUCUGCCCGGCAUGAGGAGGACAGUUCAGCUUAAUAAAGGGAAAACACUCGCUUCUGCGAAGAGCACUUCCACAGCGUCCACUGUAAAGGCUUCAUCUGUGGCUACCUCCAGCAGUACGUGUAAUAUGACCGCAGGAAAGAAAGCAGAUAAAAAGGCUGGAAAUACUUGCAUAACAUUGCCUAAACCCUCUGGGUUUCCACCCCAUGGUCGAGGGAGAUUUGGCCUUAAGCCACCUGGGAGUGCUGUUUCCUCAGAAGAAACUGGUCAUGCUCAGACUAACAAACCAACUAAUUUAUCAGGUAUGAGGACAAGGAAUUCACUGCUUCCAGGUUUUCCCCAAAAGCAUGCAAGCAGCGAUGCCUUGCCAUUGGCAAAAAGGAAGAAAACUGAUCUGCAGAACCAGCCCAGCUGUGCUGAAGCUCCAACAGGCUCAGUGGCAAGAGAAGGUGUUCUGAAGAAUGUAACAGCUCUCACGGGCAUCACUUCAAAGAGACCCAACACUGACUGUGGAAAUUGUACACUACUUCAAGAGAAAUUACACAAAUGUCAUGAAGAACUGGGGGAAUUGCUUGAAGAACUUGGUCGUCUACCAGCAGAUUGUAAAAAGUGUAUCCUGUUUCAACAAAAAUUGGACUCGUAUUUAGAGAAGGUUAAGAGAUUACAAACAGAUCAUCAUUAAGGAACAGGACCUUGGCUGGCCUACACUCAAUGUAUUUUGUGGAUUUAAAAUGUAAUUAUAAUUAAUAAAAGAGUUUAUUAUUUCCCCUAUAUUGUCUCUUUGAACAGAAUAGGUUAACAUCAAAUUGGUUUUAGGUUAGAUUUCAUCCUUGAUGGAACACGUGGCAACAUCUUUUUGUAUUUUGUGAACUUAAUUGAGUCAGAAAAUGUGUUGAUGGUUUUGCACUACACAGCAAGUUAGAACGUGUUAGUGUUUUUGUAAACGAUUUUUCCUAAAACAGAACAUUUCAGAAGGUUUUUAAUAGUAUUUCUGUUUAUUGAUACGUUUAUAUGCAUGGAUACAAUUGCCCUGUAUAAACUGUAUGACAUUUCAAGUAAAAAUAGUCAUUACAGCCA
Molecule: messenger RNA, 4595 nt
Organism: Ictalurus punctatus (channel catfish)
Lineage: Eukaryota; Metazoa; Chordata; Actinopteri; Siluriformes; Ictaluridae
Product: serine-rich adhesin for platelets
Exons: 11
Coding region: 1753-4200 (815 amino acids)
Source: RefSeq, a predicted model, not a curated record